Molecule: messenger RNA, 567 nt
Organism: Pseudovirgaria hyperparasitica
Lineage: Eukaryota; Fungi; Ascomycota; Dothideomycetes; Acrospermales; Acrospermaceae
Exons: 1
Coding region: 1-567 (188 amino acids)
Source: RefSeq, a predicted model, not a curated record
AUGAGAAAUCCGCGAUCCAAGAUGAACUUUGCUGUUCGCCUCUUGGGUGCUUGUUACAAUACACUCAUGAGCGCUACACCAAUCAUCAACUCACCUGCCAACUUUGUCGGUUGGCUCAGAAUAUUCGAGUCUCCAAAACUAUGUUCAGAGUGGCUACAGCUUCGGAAGCUUUGUCGCCGAGCCAAGAUCCCAUGUGACCCCUGGCUGCCAGAAUUCCCAAGUCAGUUUAUCACAGAGAAGAAGUUUAGGAAGUUCCAGGCAUGUUCAAUGACCUUUACGUCACACGUCGUGUCCGGUACUAAUGGUAGAAAAGAGGAAAUGGACAAAACGGAGAUCGGAGAGCGCCUGCAGAUUACGUUUGCACGCACGAUUAAACGCAGAACGUAUACAUCAACAUACCCUCCGUGCUCCAAAAACUACACACACAUGAUUGGACAGGACCUGCCACCGUUGCGGAAGUAUACAACUAACCUACCUAUGGACUCAUCAUCUGGACGCUUCCUGUACCAACGCUACGCCGACGAUAUCUGGAACAAAGAGUUGUUUACUUCAGACGGAGUGGGGUAA